AUGAGCACCAUAUUCCGAAUCAUUGAUGUCAACCCCGACCCCAGCGGAGGCUACGAGCCUACUUUGAAGUCGGACCUCCUGAGCCAUGCGGCAUUCCAUACUCAUGCGAGGAGAAGACGACGAGAGGAGAAGAAAAAACAAACUGUUUCAGGUACUUCAGGUGACGAUGGUGACGGUGCGACAGAACUGUCUGCGCAUGCUUUGAGCUUGAUCCGACAACGGCUGCAGGACAGGAGCCUUCGCAGGUCUGGUUUCUCGUUACACAAGGGCGAUGACUGGACUAUCAACCUCAUAUUCUCCAAAUCGCAAGAUUUUAUGGACCUUAGACAACAGAUGUAUUUGUUUUUUUCACAAGAACUUAUGUUGCGACACUUGAUCCCCGAAACGCAGCAACACUUUGCCCUCCUUUCUUCCCUGGCGUACAUGGCUUGCUCAACCCUUGACGCAUUGCGCAACCAUGGCCAAAGUGUGACAGCGCUGUUAGUGAAGGGGAAGGUCGUGCAGGCCAUGAAUCAGAGGUUCAGCAACUCCAGAGCACAGGUCGAUAUUGUCGACUUUGCGACUGUUACCUCUUUAGCAAGCACGGUGGCCGUCUACGAGGGCGGAUUCGGACCAGAGCACCUCGGAGCACCCAUUAACGCCGACAUUGAAGCUGACGGUCACGAUAUCCAGUACUUGAUGCACCGAAAAGGGAUAGAGGCCAUGGCGGUGAUCAUGGCGCAGCAGGCGAAUCCCGCCCGACAAAGCUCUCCUGUGGAAUUGUUGAUAAACAGAACGAUCGCUCUGCACCGCCAUAUGGCCCCCGUAGCCACCGACCUCCAAGUGCCUCCCCCCGAAUAUCCCGACCCGGACUUCGGUUACGGCGACGAUCGUUUUCGCAUGGACGGUGAUUCUCGCGGAGGAAACACGAAAAUGAUUUUGGAGUCGCCCUUCUACUGCCCUGAGCCUGGGUUUCGUUACGUACAACGCUCGAAAUAUUGUGAUGCGCGGCUGCUGCGACUCCUUUGCGAUCUGCGCGACUACCUGGAACUCCUCGAGAUCGAGCGCGACAUCGAGUCUCGGGUGGAGAAAGAAGCGUUUUGUUUCGCUCACCGCCUCGCAUUACGCGUUCGACUGCUCGCUCAUGAAUCGAUCCAUUCACCAUCGACAUCGACAAGGGCGGGAACGGGAAGAAGAAUCAUGCGCGAAAAAGACUAUAUCUAUGAAUGUGUCAGGCUGUGUGGGCUAGUCAUAGUCCAUCUCUCUGACACCUGUCUCCCCUGUCGCGCCGCCUUUCCAGUUAUUCCACCGAACCCUCCUGACACUGCGAGCACGACAACGCUCCCCAAUUUUUCACUCUCGACAGCAGCACCACCCCCGUCUACAACGCCUCCACUAACUCGUUCCUCGCCAUCCACGAGACCAGACAUUAGUGUCCUCCCGCUCAUCGACUCUCCCGCCCCGUCCCACAUACUUCGCGCCCUGGCAUACAACAUCCGCAAGGGCCCCAACGCGCUCGCCGGCUGGGACCUCGCCAUGAGAGGUGUCCUAUAUUUCGUCACAAACGUCGCAGGAGCCAUAUCGGUCGGCCACCCCGAAGCCCUGCUGAUCAUCUCUCUGGGCUCCAAGGGCGUCUUCGACAUGACAAUGUCCAGCAACGAGCGGACCUGGGACGAAGCGUACCUGCCCUUGAGAACUUUCACUGAGUUUCGGAGGUUGUGUUUGAAUGAGCGCAUAGUGAAGCUGACCACGAUGGACGAUUACGAUGAUUGA
Molecule: messenger RNA, 1752 nt
Organism: Cladophialophora bantiana CBS 173.52
Lineage: Eukaryota; Fungi; Ascomycota; Eurotiomycetes; Chaetothyriales; Herpotrichiellaceae
Exons: 5
Coding region: 1-1752 (583 amino acids)
Source: RefSeq, a predicted model, not a curated record